AAAGAAAGACUAUUAACCAUACAAGGGCCAAUGAGCUCUCCCUCCAGGUUUCCUCAAGAGAUACAUUGUCCGCAAAUGACAGAGACACGUCGGAAUGCUCGGAAAGACUUCCAAUAGUUGUCUGCCAAACAAUGCUGAUGAUCAUGACAUCGGCAAUGGUAGAUUGAAAAGGAUAAACAAAGUCUAUAAAUGAGUCCCUAGAUAGAUACACUCAAUUGUUUCAGCAUAGUGGGAGCAAAGAAGUCAAUUUGAAUCACUCAAGGAGCUUAAAGUUGAGGAAGAAGAUAAAGUUCCAUCAAGAGGGAAUAAUGCUCCCAAGUUUUUCAGAAGGAUUUCAUCCCUAUUUGAUCUUCAAUCCUUUUGCUCUCUUCUAUGAGGUGUCUUGCCACGCUCUUUCUUCAGAGAUCCUAAACAGGAACAUCCAAAAUAAUGAUGCAGACAAGGAAACCGAUACGCAUAAUGAGCCAAAACCAACUAGUUUCUGUGAAGAAACAGAAAAAGUUGAACUAGCAGUAGCUUUUAUAGAGUCUGAAUUGCAGGAAAACACAAGAGAAGGAUCGAAGAACCGUGGUUCAACCGAUUUAUCAGUGGAUAAAAGUGGCGAACAAGUUGCUAGGCCAUGUGAGUUCAAUGAAAAAGCAGUUGAGCUUAUGCAACGAACUUCAGAUUUAAGUGAUAUAACCAGCACAGCGAACCUUUCAAUGUCAAAGGUUUAGGGUUGAAGCACUCGAACUUUCCCGACGGUGAAACAGAGUUCUCAGGUUACGAAACCAUGGGAGACAGCAGUCGGAUCCUAUUUGGGGAGGCUGAUCCUUGGUACAAUUACGUCAAAGACAUUUUCGAGCUCUCAGGUUUCACAGAAGAUGAGGGGAGCCAAACAUGGUUCUCACCGGACCAACCAUUGGACCCUUCAAUGUUCAUGGAAUUAGAGAUCCUAUUGCACCCUGAACUGGAAUCCACCAUUGAUGAAGUUGGAAGCAACUGUAAUCACCAACUGGUUUUCGAUCUCGUUAACGAGUCAUUAUUUGAGAUCAAUGAAAAAUCAUCUGUGGUAUUUCCCCGAGCACUUCUCUUUCAACUGCGGCAUUAGCUUGAAGCUUAAGAGAAACAAUGUUGUUGAAGAAGUGUGGACCGAAGUUUGCAAAAACCUGGUAUCCCAACCAGAACAAGACCAGUCAUUCGAU
Messenger RNA from Hibiscus syriacus, 1184 nucleotides. RefSeq lists its product as uncharacterized. NCBI's taxonomy places the organism in Eukaryota, Viridiplantae, Streptophyta, Magnoliopsida, Malvales, Malvaceae. The coding region runs from base 309 to 716 and encodes 135 amino acids. The transcript has 2 exons. The record is from RefSeq and is a predicted model, not a curated record.